Messenger RNA from Aspergillus niger, 834 nucleotides. RefSeq lists its product as uncharacterized. The transcript has 3 exons. The record is from RefSeq and is a predicted model, not a curated record. NCBI's taxonomy places the organism in Eukaryota, Fungi, Ascomycota, Eurotiomycetes, Eurotiales, Aspergillaceae. The coding region runs from base 1 to 834 and encodes 277 amino acids.
AUGCCUCAAAGACCAUUGUCGAUGCUGUCAACUGCCUCGAGGGUCCGCCGUGGUCUCGACAAUCUGUUUGGCAGAGACACGGAGUAUGGGAAGUGUGUUCCUGUCGAUGGUCAUAUGGAUAUGCACAAUCUUAAGUCUGUUGAACAUGUGGUUCGGUUUGACUUUGAGCACUUGAAUGAUCCCAAGCCUUAUAAUUCUACAAUCUCCCCACCAGUCCUUUUCCGUCCCAUCCUUCUCCGUCCCAUGGAGUCAAGUCAGUUACAGAAGUCCUAUCCUACGAAAUGUCUCUUUGCGAACAUUGAUCAGUUUAUCGGCAAAGUGUCUCCCAAGACCGGUUGUAGUCAGAUAUCUAGCCUUUUCCAUGUCCAUGCGACUCGUAAAGCAAUGCUUCAUCGACCGCUUGAGUUUGUUGGUACCUUUCCCUUGGAAGAGGAUCUCGCAUGUCCUUACGGCAAGGGACGUGAUUGGUGGUAUGUUCCUAGAGCUUUAGAGCCAGAACCAAGACCAGUUGAUGGACAAGCCUAUCCUCACCUCGCUCUUCAUCUCAUUGAUACAAAAAAAGCUCGAGAAGGCUCCAUACUCUUCUUUGGAUUCAGUAUAUUAGUUUUUGCUACGCGAGGCCGCGCCAAUCAACGCAAGGUGAAUUCAGAGAUAGGUAGAGAAUUAGCUCUUUAUCUGAUUAAGAGGUUGUUUGUCAAAGCACUAACUGCUAGACCAAGAAUAAUGAAGCGCAUUUGGCUAGCGAGGCGACUGAGAAAUACGUGUCCCAACAUAGCAUACUUGGGAGAGACAGCGGAAAGUGUGGUGAAGUCAGAUCAUGAUCCUAUUCGGUAA